GGUAGUCUGCGGGCGAUAUUAGAGAAACUACACUUCAGAAUCUCUUCAUUAAGAAGCGACCCCUCCGCGUACCCUGUCCUUCCUCGCGGACAUUCAUUUGAGGAGUAACAUUCGUGACCAUUCCCCGUUCCUCAGGGACUAGAUCGGAGAGCCGGCAGUUGUCAUUCUCACCUUGUGUUGUCUACUUCGCGUGUGACAGUGCUUCAGCUGCUCCGGAUUGAUUCGGUUUUCUUUCGGAAGGAGCUUUUCUAUCGUCUCUUCGGACGGGAUUCCCGAAGGAUGUCCCGCAGCCUGAGCCGCAGCCGAUCGCCGUCGAAAGGAUCAUCUGUGAGUUCUUAUAAGCGUAAAAGGGACAAGGAACGUGAAAGGAGCCGUUCGAGAGACCGCCAUAGACACAGAAAGUCGUCGCAAAAAGAGUCUCGCCACAAAUCCUCCAAGCAUGAGCGACGCAGGGAGGAGAUCCCUAAAGCUUACCGCGGCAGCAGAAGUCGCUCGAGCAGCAGCUCAAGUGCCGGUCGAGACUCGGAUAAAGCGUCUCCGAAGAAGCGGCCGCGAAGGAUCAAGACUCCCGAGCCGGAUCCAUUCGAAAUUCGACGCCGAGAGUUGAUACGAGAGAAGGAAAUCGCCGCCGAAGUCGAACGGAAACUCGCCGAGCUGCUGCCGAAAAAACUCGAGGAGGAAAUCGACUUGCGCAAAGAAAAAAUCCGAAUGGAUCUGAGGCUUGAAAUGGAAGAACAGAUCCGGAACGAGAACAAUGACUUGGCGAGAAUCAACCUUGAGCUAAGAGAGGAAAUCAAGCAGAUCCAAGAGAGCUCGGCCAAGGAAAUCACCGAUCUUCGCCAAAAACUCAAAGAGCUUCAAGAGCAAACGGCGGAAAGCCUUCACAGAGUUGCCGAGGAAAGAUUGAAGCUCUUGGAGGAGAGACGAAAGAUCGAUGAAGACAGAAUGGCGCUCGAAUUGGAGAAGCGGAACAAGAAGAAAGAAGAACAACAGCUGAUCCUCAAUAAAUCGGGGAAAUCCCGACCCAAGCUGGCGUUCUCGUUCAAAUAGAACACUGGUGCACAUCAUUGGACCGUAUUGUACAUCGCCAUGUACAGACCGAGCUGAAGCCAUGAACGCGUCCCUUAGCUUUAUAUCAUUUAUGCAUAAUUGUAAUUUGGUGAGUCGAAAGGAUGAGGAUGAGUUCCCUCCUGCUUGCGGAUGGACACUUUGAUUAUUUCCGUUAGGUAAGCGAGUGAAAUCGGUAAUAAAACUGAUUUCUGAAGAA
Messenger RNA from Galendromus occidentalis (western predatory mite), 1267 nucleotides. Its product is annotated as arginine and glutamate-rich protein 1. Bases 280 to 1050 code for a protein of 256 amino acids. The record is from RefSeq and is a predicted model, not a curated record. Gene Ontology annotation, molecular function: cadherin binding. NCBI's taxonomy places the organism in Eukaryota, Metazoa, Arthropoda, Arachnida, Mesostigmata, Phytoseiidae. The transcript is spliced from 6 exons. Gene Ontology annotation, cellular component: mitochondrion; nucleoplasm.